AUGAUAAUGAAGCCCAUCAAUUGCCUCUCACUGCCGCUCAGGUAUCCAUAUGAUGGUGGCUGCUUUGUGCAGUGGUGCAGUGCAGUGCAGUGCAGUGCAGUGCAGCAGAUGCAAGCAAAUCAGGUAGGACACGACCCCCAGCCAAAUCAAACCACCGAUGGCUGCUCGGCCAGUCAAUCCUCGAAGGCCGUGAUGCAACACAAAUCCAGUGUGCUGAAUACGUAUGCUGAAAGGGGCAGAUCCGUCCACAAUGGUACUGCGAUAGGCAAGGUCCAGCGCCUCCGGCAAUGGCGCAAAUAUAUGUAA
Messenger RNA from Cadophora gregata, 306 nucleotides. RefSeq lists its product as uncharacterized. NCBI's taxonomy places the organism in Eukaryota, Fungi, Ascomycota, Leotiomycetes, Helotiales, Ploettnerulaceae. The record is from RefSeq and is a predicted model, not a curated record. Bases 1 to 306 code for a protein of 101 amino acids. The transcript is spliced from 2 exons.